AUAAAGCUAGCAGCGUUCGCAGUCAGAGCUCGUCAGAAAAGUGGAAACCAAUGAUUCCCAUAUGUCCAGUGGUCUCCUUCACCUAUGUGCCCAGCCGGCUAGGUGAAGAUGCCAAAAUGGCUACCGGCGGCAAUUAUUUUGGAUUUACCCACGGUGCUGCUGCGCAGUACAGUCACCAGCCAGCUGCUGGAGUAGCCUACACCCAUCCUACCACGGUGGCCAGCUACACUGUGCAUCAGGCACCAGUGGCUGCUCACACUGUAGCUGCAGCCUAUGCCCCCACAGCUGCCACUGUUGCUGUAGCUAGACCUGCACCUGUUGCUGUUGCAGCAGCAGCUACUGCGGCAGCUUACGGGGGAUACCAGCCUGCCCACGCUACCACAGAUUACGGCUAUGCCCAGCGCCAGCCUGAAGUGCCCCCACCACCUCCACCGGUCACUUCACAGAACUACCAGGAUUCCUAUUCUUAUGUUCGUUCCUCAGCUCCAGCUGUAGCCUACGACAGUAAACAAUACUACCAGCAACCCACAGCUACAGCAGCUGUAGUAGCAGCUGCUGCCCAACCACAGCCCACAGUGGCAGAGACCUACUACCAAACAGCCCCCAAAACAGGUUAUAGCCAGGGUGCCACACCAUAUACGCAGACCCAACAGACCCGCCAGGUUACAGCCAUAAAGCCAGCCACACAGAGUCCAGCCACCUCCACCUUCUCCAUCUACCCAGUGUCUUCUGCUGUGCAGCCAGUUGCAGCUGCUGCAGCCUCUGUGGUCCCUUCUUACUCUCAGAGCCCUACCUACAGCACAAAUGCUGUUACGUAUUCAGGCACGUCAUAUUCCGGCUAUGAGGCAGCGGUGUACUCUGCAGCGUCGUCUUACUACCAGCAGCAACAACAGCAACAGAAGCAAGCCGUCGCUGCCGCGGCAGCCACUGCUGCCUGGACUGGAAGCACUUUCACCAAGAAAACACCUUUCCAGAACAAAACACUCAAACCCAAGCAGCCACCAAAGCCACCCCAAAUACACUACUGCGACGUGUGUAAGAUUAGCUGCGCUGGGCCACAGACAUACAAGGAGCAUCUAGAGGGUCAGAAGCAUAAGAAGAAGGAGGCCGCGCUGAAGGUCUCUCAGAGCAGCAAUAGCAGCAGUGGUGGCAGCAGCUCAGCCCGAAGCGCACAGAACCAGCUUCGUUGCGAGCUUUGCGAUGUUGCCUGCACCGGGGCAGACGCCUAUGCUGCCCAUAUCCGUGGCGCUAAACACCAGAAGGUUGUAAAACUACACACGAAGCUUGGGAAACCCAUUCCUUCCACGGAGCCGAGUGUGGUGACCCAGACGUCCGCAUCCACCACAGCAGCUUCCAGUAAAACUGCCAGUGCUGCCAUCAACAGCUCCACCAACAGCACUGCAUCCACCAUGAACGUCUCCUCCACAGGCUCCAGUUCCUCCUACCUGAAACCACUCGGCAUGGUGAACAACACUGCGGCCUCGGCUAUGCAGGGCAAGAAUCCUGCUCCCGGCAGCCUUUCCUCAGCCGUGAUCAAGAAAGUCAACACGCCCAAGAUAAAUUUCGUUGGUGGAAACAAAUUACAGACCACUGGUGUUAAGGUAGAUGAGUCAAAAGCUGAGGCAGCCAAACCUGCACAGACCUCGUUAGGAGUACCAUCGCAGGAAGUUAAAAAUGAUGCCCCUGAUCCGCUGUCCCCUCAGUCAGCUCUGGUGGCUUUGCAGAGUGACGUCCAGCCUGUUGGCCAUGACUAUGUUGAAGAGGUUCGGAAUGAUGAAGGAAAAGUCAUCCGGUUCCACUGCAAGCUGUGUGAAUGCAGUUUUAACGAUCCCAAUGCAAAGGAAAUGCAUCUUAAAGGGAGGCGACAUCGUUUGCAAUAUAAGAAAAAAGUGAACCCAGACCUCCAGGUGGAAGUGAAGCCCAGCAUCCGAGCCCGAAAGAUCCAGGAGGAGAAGAUGAGGAAACAAAUGCAAAAGGAAGAAUACUGGCGCCGCCGUGAAGAAGAGGAGCGCUGGAGGAUGGAGAUGAGGCGCUAUGAGGAGGAUAUGUACUGGCGACGAAUGGAGGAAGAGCAACACCACUGGGAGGAGAGGCGUCGGAUGCCUGAUGGUGGCUAUCCACAAGGUCCACCUGGACCUCCUGGUCUGCUUGGGGUGAGACCUGGAAUGCCCAUCCCACAGCCGCAAGGCCCUGUGCCCCCACGGCGCCCUGAUUCUUCCGACGAUCGUUAUGUGAUGACGAAGCACGCUGCUAUUUACCCAUCUGAAGAGGAGCUCCAGGCCAUUCAGAAGAUUGUGUCAAUCACUGAGCGUGCCCUCAAGCUUGUUUCGGACAUCAUUACUGACCAAGACAAAGGCAAAGAGGAGGAUAAGGAUAAGAAAGAGCCUCCCAAAGACAGAGCACUGAAGGGCGUGAUGAGGGUCGGUGUUCUGGCCAAAGGACUACUCCUGCGUGGAGAUAAGAAUGUCAACCUUGUUCUCCUUUGCUCUGAGAAACCCAGCAAGAGUCUGCUGUCACGCAUUGUAGAGCACCUCCCUAAACAGCUUGCACUUGUCACACCAGAGAAGUAUGAGGUGAAAGGCUCGGUCCAAGAAGCUGCAAUUAUCUUGACUUCCUGUGCUGAGCCCAAGAUGCAGGUGACCAUCACGCUGACCUCGCCGGUCAUCAGAGAAGAGAACACACGGGAUGGAGAUGUAACCUCGGGUAUGGUGAAAGACCCAGCGGACGUCUUGGACAGGCAAAAAUGCCUUGACGCUCUGGCUGCCCUACGCCACGCUAAGUGGUUCCAGGCUAGAGCCAAUGGACUCCAGUCCUGCGUGAUUGUUAUUCGUAUCCUGCGUGACCUUUGUCAGAGAGUACCCACCUGGUCUGCUUUCCCAAGCUGGGCCAUGGAACUGCUUGUGGAGAAGGCGAUCAGCAGCGCCGCUGGACCGAUGAGCCCUGGUGACGCACUGAGACGAGUCUUUGAGUGUAUUGCCUCUGGCAUUCUGCUCCCUGGUGGCCCAGGGUUAAUGGACCCCUGUGAGAAAAAUCCAACCGACACCCUGGGGACAAUGGAGGAGCAGCAGAGAGAGGACAUCACAUCUAGUGCACAGUUUGCCUUGCGGCUCUUGGCGUUCCGUCAGAUCCAUAAGGUUCUAGGCAUGGACCCCUUGCCUCAGUUGAACCCACGCUUUAACGUGAGGAACAAUCGCAAGAGGAGGCGUGACAACAGUGAUGGCACAGACGGCUUCGAGGGUGAGGGGAAGAAGGACAAGAAGGACUUUGACGGCUUCUAAGCCGCUUCACAGCAAGCUUCACAGGCUCACCCAUACCUUGUUCAAAGUCUUUUGUAUUCCAGUGGUGCAAAAGCUGACUUUUGUCGGUCUCUGCGUGUGCUCGUUGCUGCUGCUCAGAAAGAAUUUGUUUGUCAGAAGCGCAUUAUUGAGCAUCUUGAUGGCUUUGUUUGCUUCUAGUGCCCGUAAAUGACCUACGACGGCAGCUUGGUCAAUGUUAAACUUCAUUUCAACAGCGCGUCAUUAUUUACUAAAAUAUUUAACGCCCCAAAUUAUUCUGGUGACAAAAGAGCCUGUAACUGGAUAGUUUAUUAACCGAUGUACAUUAAUGGAUUUUGCUUGUGCUGACUGUAAUUAAGAUAUUUGUACACUUUGUCAAGGGGAUGUUUAACAUAUUUCAAGAUCUCAAACUUAAAUGGACCUAUGGGACAUGUAUGAAAAGAUUGCUACGAAUAAAUCAGAUUCUGCUGCAUGCAGGAAGAAGGUUUUGGGGAUUGUUAGGUCACCCUCAGGAACUAAGACGACCCAUGUUGUAAUUCGUACUAAAGCUGAAUUCCUCUCUAGCUUGGUAUGUCCUAAGGGAACAUGUUCAAAUCAUGUUUUGGUGAUUUUAAAACAAAAAAUCUGAACCAUACAAUAGAACUUUUUUUUUUCUUUCUUUUUGCUACAUUUUUAAAAUUGCAAUCCAAUAAUUUGACACUGGCUUAUGCUUAGGAUUGUUGUGUGGGUUUUUUUUUUUUUUGUGUGUAUUUUGAACAGACAUUCCUCAUAACAGCAAAGCUUGAUCUAAACUGUAACCUGUUCAUUGUGUUUUAAUGAAUGGUGACUGGGCAUUGGAGUAUAAAACCUCAUGUUCCUCAGCGCUAAUACAACCUGCCAGUUCCCUUUUAGCACUUUGUGAUGUACAUCUUUGGCUAUAGAGUACCAUCCAGUAGGAAAAUGUCCCAAUUCUGUUAUGCAAGUGGGGUGAAAUUGCGCUCGUUUCAAGGCUAUUCUCAUGUUUGCAAGCUUCUGUUGCAUCGCUGUAGGACUCUGAUCUCUUGACGGCAGACAAAUGUGUUGGGGGGCCCCCCAUUCUCAGUGGUCCCCAAUUCAUUUCUAAACUAGAUGACUUUGUGAUUUUUAGAAAUAACCACAACAUUUACUUGAGCAUGUCCUCAUGAGUGGUUCAAGAUUUGCAAAGGAAAUCCCUCUGACUGAGGGAGGUGUUAAAUCCUGUAUCACUUAUUUGUAAUAGGCCCAAAUCUGCCUAACACUUGUGUUCAUAGUGCUGUAAUCCCUGAAUGUGUACAUAUGCAUAUAAUCAUAUGUAGCAAUGUGUAGGCUAUGUUUGAUCUUUAAUAUAUGAGCAUAUAUCUAAUCUUACAAUAGAGCUUCAAAUUGUAUAAUUUUAUGGAAGCAUGGCAAUGUUCCAAGUUUUGAUUUGUUUUAUUUGUUUAGAUCAGCUGCUUGCGCUUCAUUUAACUGUUUGUUUAAAGAAAAUCUAUUCAAGGGUGAAAAAAUGGGGAAAGUGUUGCUUCUGUGUUUUUAAUUGCAGGUGUAGAUUUAUCCUUUCAAUAGCUUGUCAUUUGCCGUCAUGGUGGUACUGCAUAACGAUAGAGGACAAUAAAAACCUUCACAGAA
This is a messenger RNA of Neoarius graeffei (lesser salmon catfish), 4898 nucleotides long. RefSeq names its product zinc finger RNA binding protein (gene zfr). Gene Ontology annotation, molecular function: single-stranded RNA binding; zinc ion binding; double-stranded RNA binding. The transcript is spliced from 19 exons. The coding region runs from base 51 to 3278 and encodes 1075 amino acids. Gene Ontology annotation, cellular component: precatalytic spliceosome. NCBI's taxonomy places the organism in Eukaryota, Metazoa, Chordata, Actinopteri, Siluriformes, Ariidae. The record is from RefSeq and is a predicted model, not a curated record.